Messenger RNA from Sciurus carolinensis (gray squirrel), 1402 nucleotides. RefSeq names its product endonuclease G (gene Endog). Gene Ontology annotation, molecular function: RNA endonuclease activity; metal ion binding; single-stranded DNA endonuclease activity. The transcript has 3 exons. The record is from RefSeq and is a predicted model, not a curated record. Gene Ontology annotation, cellular component: nucleus; mitochondrial inner membrane. Gene Ontology annotation, biological process: apoptotic DNA fragmentation. Bases 443 to 1348 code for a protein of 301 amino acids. Lineage: Eukaryota; Metazoa; Chordata; Mammalia; Rodentia; Sciuridae.
CUGGAGUCUGACGGACCUGGGGUCUGCCCUUGUUCCGGCAACUAGGAGCUCCCGGGGGGCUAUUGUGAGGAUGAAUUCAGUGAUGAAAGCGCUUUAGAGUCCGCGUAACGCUUAGUGGCGUGCGGAGGGGAAGGUCCAAGGCGGAGGUGCAGGAGGUGAAGGCGGAGCCAUACCUUGGGCCUGCGACUUAAAGGGGCAAAGAAAGGGCGCCGCGGCGCUCACCUGGGGCCUGUCCCCCUUACUAUGGUUUUGAGCCCCAAGCCCUUGGAAGCGUUUGCCAGUGGUAGGAAAGGAUAUUCCACCCUCCACGAUCCCCACCCUGCGUCAGUUCCGCGGUGGGUCCCGCGGUGUGGCUGCGCCCCUUUAAGAGCUCCGGGGGUUGGUCGGAGGUCGCGGCUUGCGCUCUGCCCGCGCCGCAUCCCCGCCGCGGAGCAGCUGGGCUAUGGCGCUGCGGGUCGGCCUGACCCUGGCGUUGGGCGCGGGACUGGGCGCGGCCGCUGAGCACUGGAGGCGGCGGCGUGCAAACGCGCAGGCGACGCCGGGGCUGUUGGGCCGGCUGCCCGUGCUGCCCGUGGCCGCGGCGGCCGAGUCUCCCGUCGUGCCCGCUCUGCCCGGGGGACCAGCAGGCCGCGGGCCCGGCGAGCUGGCCAAAUACGGGCUGCCUGGGGUUGCGCAGCUCAAGAGCCGCGAGUCGUACGUGCUGUGCUACGACCCGCGCACCCGCGGCGCGCUCUGGGUGGUCGAGCAGCUGCGGCCGGAGCGACUCCGCGGCGACGGCGACCGCCGCUCGUGCGACUUCCGCGAGGAUGACUCGGUGCAUGCAUAUCAUCGCGCCACUAACGCGGACUACCGCGGCAGCGGCUUCGACCGCGGCCACCUCGCCGCCGCCGCCAACCAUCGGUGGAGCCAGAAGGCCAUGGACGACACCUUCUACUUGAGCAACGUCGCGCCCCAGGUGCCCCACCUCAACCAGAACGCCUGGAACAACCUGGAGAAGUACAGCCGCAGCCUGACCCGCACCUACCAAAAUGUCUAUGUCUGCACAGGGCCACUCUUCCUGCCCAGGACGGAAGCUGACGGGAAGUCCUAUGUGAAGUACCAGGUAAUUGGCAAGAACCAUGUGGCUGUGCCCACACACUUCUUCAAGGUGCUGAUCCUGGAGGCAGCGGGUGGGCAAAUCGAGCUCCGCUCCUACGUGAUGCCAAACGCACCCGUGGAUGAGGCCAUCCCGCUGGAGCGCUUCCUGGUGCCCAUUGAGAGCAUUGAGCGGGCCUCAGGGCUGCUCUUUGUGCCAAACAUAUUGGCCCGGGCAGGAAACCUUAAGGCCAUUACUGCUGGCAGCAGAUGAGGGCAGCAGCCUGGAGACUGGGGACGGGUUGCAUUAAAGAUGGUUAUUUUUGGA